This is a messenger RNA of Gossypium arboreum, 679 nucleotides long. RefSeq lists its product as uncharacterized. The coding region runs from base 267 to 665 and encodes 132 amino acids. The transcript has 2 exons. NCBI's taxonomy places the organism in Eukaryota, Viridiplantae, Streptophyta, Magnoliopsida, Malvales, Malvaceae. The record is from RefSeq and is a predicted model, not a curated record.
GAAGUCAACAAAGUCGGAGCUAGUUUCGAACAUAAUUCAAAAUCUUACUCGAGUCAUAGUGCGUUCAGAACAUCAACCAAAUGAUAUUAAAAUACAGAAGUGUUUGUCAAAAGCCUGAAACCGCGUUACUUGACUAAUUUCAAAAGCUGGCUCGCGGUCUUGUCAGUUGCAUAAACUUACAAACACUGGCUGAUGUCCCUGCAGAGCUGCUCGUAUCUUUCUUUGCUGGUUAUUUGACAAUUUGAAAGGUUCAAAGUUCAAAUCCAAUGGAGCAUCACAGGUCGCAGAGAGAAGCUUGCACAUCAGAUUUAACAGAAAUGCUCUUUUCUCAACCUAAUGGGAGUGAGGUGACCCAAACCCCAGAUGAAAAAAGAAUGAAAAAUACCGAGGCUGAUAGAAUUUAUAGGAAAAACUAUAGGGACAUGUUCGAUAAGAUGAAGGCAAUAGCGUCCAGGUUCGGAGGAGUUGAUAAUAUGGAGCACCACAUUAAUCAAAUGGAAGUUGAGCAGCCAAAGGAGACCGAGUUUCGCAGACUUGAGCAAAUGAAAUGCAAGUUUGGCGGGAUUGAGGAAAUGGGAUCCAAGUUACACGCAUUCCACCGAAUAGCUUCCAUGCCACCCAUGUCAUUUGUAAAUACAAGUGAUUUCACGAAAUUAAUUUACUAGAUAAUUUUCUAAAC